UCCCAACAGGUCUUAUCAAAGGGCCAAAGCCUAUGUAUAAUAAACAAUAAGUUUAUUAUUAUCAUCAUUAUAAUGAUUAUUCUUCCUUUGUCCGGUUUAUCUGAGAAGACAAAAUGAAGCUGAUGUUCAGUGUGGUUCUUCUCCUUCUGCUGUCCUGCUCUACCAGCCAAGCAUCAGAUGUCAACAUUACAUCCAUUCCACCACAUGUUGACGGUGUAAUUCAGACGGACUUUAAGGGGACAGUGAGCCUGACCUGUGCACUCAAAGAUGGCCCUCACGAAGAUAAAGAGUUGGUGUGGCUGAGGAAUGGAGCUACGGUGAAUCUGAAUGAUGGAAACAAGGAGAGCGUCAGCCAUGUGUGCAUCAAACCCAUCUAUGAAGACGAUGAGGCUACUUUCACCUGUCACCUCAAGAGCAAUGCCUCCAAUGAGGUUACUGUUACCCUCAACGUCACAUAUCACCCAGAACUCUCCGGUGAAGAGGCCGUUACAGUAGAAGAAGAGGCAGUGCUGCUCCUGGAAUGUGACAUGAGGGCCAACCCCGCCAUCACGGCGGUGAUGUGGAAACUAAAUGGAAGCAUGGUGGAUCUAACAGCAGGUUUCACAGUCACCAAUGAUGGCAUUACCAGCCAGCUAAAUGUCAAAAAAGUGGAGAGAAGCCAGCAUGAGGGGUUGUACCAAUGCACGACAUUAUCUCCUAUGUAUGGAGAUAAAAGCAAGACUUUCAAAGUCACUGUCACAGAUAAGACCAUGAAGUUCCCACUGAUGCCGACGAUAGCAGGUCUGGUGGUGGUGUUCUUCACUAUGCUUCUUGCUGUAGUUUCACGGCGGAAGAAAAUUGUAAAGGUGGGACACUUAGAACAAACUCAGAUAUUACUGAUCAGAUUAUUACUGCACAGAUAUCUGAAGGGUCUCUCUCUCUCAACAGUGCUUCAAAAAGUAAUCCAAAGGAACCUGGUCCUCAGAUAUUUCAUCGAGUGAGACCAACCAUGAAGGCAUCGUUUCACUGUAUAGUGCAAGAGGCAUUGAUUAUCCUUUAAUAUGGUUUAGUUUCAUAUAAUUUUGCAUUUGGACCUUUACCAGAACCAUAUGCAUAAGAAAAAAAAAAUAUUAAAUUAAAAUAAUUAUAUUACUUUCUUGAGUCAGUGUUAGGUUGUGUUUUUACAAUGUUUAGACAAUACCAUAUGUGUUAUUUAAUUGCUGUUGUUUUUCUCCUCCAUUCUAAUGUUAAAAUAUACUUUAAAAAUUUGACUGAAUAUAAAAGCUAACAGUUAAGGUAUUAUAUUGGGCGAUUUCAG
Cyprinodon variegatus (sheepshead minnow) is the source of this 1297-nucleotide messenger RNA. It is a transcript of the gene tmigd1, whose product is annotated as transmembrane and immunoglobulin domain containing 1. Gene Ontology annotation, molecular function: cell adhesion molecule binding. NCBI's taxonomy places the organism in Eukaryota, Metazoa, Chordata, Actinopteri, Cyprinodontiformes, Cyprinodontidae. Bases 114 to 980 code for a protein of 288 amino acids. The record is from RefSeq and is a predicted model, not a curated record. Gene Ontology annotation, cellular component: cell-cell junction. The transcript has 4 exons. Gene Ontology annotation, biological process: cell-cell adhesion.